UCUAAGAUAUUAAUAUAACUUCAUGAGAUACAUGGUUAUAGAUAAAUUAUGCUGUGCUCUAUAGAAUAUAUGACAUAUAUAUAUAUAUAUUGUAGUCUAUUAUGCUGCUAUUAGUAUUAUCUUUUAAGCUCCAUUACAAACUUUACAUUAUGGUAGCAGUCUGUAGUUUUGUGUAAGUUCUGUAUAGUAUUCAGAACAGGCCAUUGCAGCAGGCUGUUGGAUGUUACUUAAAUUACCUGAAAUUUGGAGUGUGGCCCUGGACCAGGUUCUAGGAUUCACACUCUCGGGGGGAUUACUGAACAAAAUGUGUUUUCCAUUGGGAUGAAGGGAUAUUUCCCUCCUUUCUGAGAUGGAAUGCAGCGUGUUAGUGGCAUUUUCCCCAGGUUACCCUGCUUUGGAGGAGAAAAUGCAUGGAAGCAUUGAUUGAUGCAGAACAUCACCCCACAGAUACAGCUGGCCUUCUCUGACCAUCUGGUGGGGUAAAAGCUGCGUGGGGAUCUCCACAGCUGCAGGAUUUGCUGUCCCCACUCACGUGGGCUCCUUGGUCUGUGCUUGUGGCACCUGUUUUCCUGUCCAGCAUUUCCUUGGAUGAUGGUGCUCUGUUUUCUGAGCAGAGCCCUGCCACGAGUGAGGCAAUCACCCAGCCCCCUGGGGAGACAACUCUGCUCAGCCAGCAGGAAUAAGCCGGUGUUGACUUUAUUCACCAAGAAACCAUGCCCUCUGUGUGAUGAAGCAAAAGAAGUUCUUGAGCCAUACAAGAAAAGGUUUAUUCUGCAGGAGGUGGAUAUUACCCUUCCAGAGAACUCAGGGUGGUAUGAUAAAUACAAAUAUGACAUACCCGUUUUUCACUUCAAUGGGAAGUUCCUAAUGAAGCAUCGGGUCGACAUCCAGAAGUUUGAGGACCGACUGAGGAAGCUGGAGUUGCAAAGUGAGGGAAGCCAGUGAAGAAAAUGCUGCUGCUCUGAUGCAGAUCUCAAAGGUGAAAAGAUCUGUGAGAAAAAAAACCAAAAAACAUCUUCAUUACCUGGCCUUAAAUGUCUUAGGACAUAUGAGCAGGAAAGACUUGAGUGACUUGUGUUCUAUUUUGUAUCAAUCACCCAGCCCAGCUGCACCACCUCUUCUGUGCCAUUUCAUUUGCUGCUCUGUUUUGGGCUGUUUUUUCACUGACAGAAUAAAAGCUGCUCUGUAACAGCA
Molecule: messenger RNA, 1194 nt
Organism: Cyanistes caeruleus (blue tit)
Lineage: Eukaryota; Metazoa; Chordata; Aves; Passeriformes; Paridae
Source: RefSeq, a predicted model, not a curated record